This is a messenger RNA of Gongylonema pulchrum, 423 nucleotides long. The record is from the annotation of a GenBank genome assembly. Lineage: Eukaryota; Metazoa; Nematoda; Chromadorea; Rhabditida; Gongylonematidae.
AUGUCGAAGCGUGGACGUGGUGGAGCAUCGGGAGCGAAAUUCCGUAUCUCGCUUGGUUUGCCCGUGGGGGCGGUGAUCAACUGUGCCGAUAAUACUGGGGCUCGGAAUCUGUUCGUUAUCGCUGUCUACGGGAUCAAGGGUCGUCUGAAUCGUUUGCCGAGUGCUGGUGUUGGCGAUAUGUUCGUUGCAUCGGUCAAAAAAGGCAAACCAGAAUUGAGGAAAAAAGUUUUGCAAGCAGUGGUAAUAAGACAGCGGAAGCACUAUCGACGAAAAGAUGGCUCAUUUAUAUACUUCGAGGAUAAUGCUGGCGUUAUCGUGAACAACAAAGGAGAAAUGAAAGGUUCGGCAAUCACAGGGCCAGUGGCCAAGGAAUGUGCCGAUCUCUGGCCGAGGAUUGCCUCAAAUGCAGGAUCGAUUGCUUGA